Messenger RNA from Patiria miniata (bat star), 1050 nucleotides. Its product is annotated as putative protein FAM47C. The transcript has 3 exons. The coding region runs from base 1 to 1050 and encodes 349 amino acids. NCBI's taxonomy places the organism in Eukaryota, Metazoa, Echinodermata, Asteroidea, Valvatida, Asterinidae. The record is from RefSeq and is a predicted model, not a curated record.
AUGCCAUAUGUGGCUUAUGAAGUAGCCGAUAUCUUGUGGGACAGUGUCAUGUUUGUGGAUCUCAAUAGCUUCUCUGAUACGACGGGUGUACCAGUGUUUCUCUGGGGCUAUGAUUUCCGCUUGUUCCCAAUCAACAACAUGAUCCAGAUCAGCAGAGUGUUUGACAAUUGCCGAUUUGUCAAGUUCCCCUCUGCGGCCAUGAGCUAUGUGUUCUUUAAGCCUGGUAGUGAGGUCUCUGCCAGUCUCGCCAAUGAUGAGCAUUCUUACUGCAAAGCUCCUAAAGAAACACAAUCAGCUGACUCUUCAUUUGAAUCAACUGGCAUUGCUGGCCAAUUACCCAGUAAAAAGCAAAGCAAGCUGCUCAAGAAGGAACGCCAACGAACAUGCAGGCUAAGGAAAGGCCAAGUCCUGCAUCCACUCCCGGCCAAGUCCUUCAUCUACUCCUGGCUAAGUCCUGCAUCCACUCCCGGCCAAGUCCUCCAUCCACUCCCAGCCAAGUCAUCCAUCCACUCCCAGCCAAGUCCUGCAUCCACUCCCGGCCAAGUCCUGCAUCCACUCCCGGCCAAGUCAUCCAUCCACUCCCGGCCAAGUCCUCCAUCCACUCCCGGCCAAGUCAUCCAUCCACUCCCGGCCAAGUCCUCCAUCCACUCCCAGCCAAGUCCUGCAUCCACUCCCGGCCAAGUCAUCCAUCUACUCCCGGCCAAGUCCUCCAUCCACUCCCGGCCAAGUCAUCCAUCCACUCCCAGUCAAGUCCUGCAUCCACUCCCGGCCAAGUCAUCCAUCCACUCCCGGCCAAGUCCUCCAUCCACCACUGGUCAAGUCCUCCAUCCAAUCCUGGCUUUUAAUUCUGCAUCUUUGACUGCCGUUAGCUAUUCAUCUUUACCUGUGGUUAAUUUCUGCCUCAUCCCAGUCCUGGUUGUUAGCUUUGCACCUCAUCCUGAAUCCCUCCAGCUGAUGUUGUCCAUCCCAUCCAGGAUGUCAGUUCUGCAUCCCAUGCUACCCACUGGUUCAACAUUGGAUCCCGGACUUCAAGAUGCCUCCUACAUGUAG